Molecule: messenger RNA, 992 nt
Organism: Schizophyllum commune H4-8
Lineage: Eukaryota; Fungi; Basidiomycota; Agaricomycetes; Agaricales; Schizophyllaceae
Product: glycoside hydrolase family 61 protein
Exons: 6
Coding region: 16-708 (230 amino acids)
Source: RefSeq, a predicted model, not a curated record
GCCAGUUUCCCCGCAAUGCGUCUCUCUAGCCUCAUCGCCACUGCCUCGUUGGCUGCCUCGGCGCUAGCGCACUACACGCUGCCCACGCUCAUCGUCAAUGGCCAGCCGUCUGGCGAGUGGGUUAACAUCCGCCGCACUAACAACUACAACACGCAGGCACCGGUCCAAGACGUCACCUCCCCAGACUUCACCUGCUACACCUCCGAGACGCACGCGACCGCGACGACCGCCGAGGUCGCCGCCGGCUCGUCCGUCAGCAUCAAGGCGAACGGGCCCAUGUACCACGCCGGCGUCGUCAACGUGUACAUGGCGAGCGCGAACCCGGACGCGGCGUCGUACGACGGCUCCGGGCAGAAGUGGUUCAAGGUGUAUGAGAUCCCGCCGGUGACGAAUGGGGGGAGCUCGAUUUCGUUCCCGGGGUCGGACAUCGACACGAUCACCUUCACGAUCCCCAAGAGCCUGCCGAGCGGCGACUACCUCAUUCGCGCUGAGCACAUUGCUCUGCACAGCGCGUCGAGCUUUGGCGGUGCCCAAUUCUACCUGAGCUGCGCUCAAGUCAAGGUCACCGGCGGCGGAAACGGCUCUCCAGGCCCGCUCGUCUCCAUCCCAGGCGUCUACACCGGCAACGAGCCAGGAAUCCUCAUCAACAUCUACUACCCCGUCCCCGCCAAUUACACCAUGCCCGGGCCCGCUGUCUGGCACGGAUAAGGGCUCGCUUGGGAGAUUGGCGAAGUUCACCGGAUAUAUGCUACUGUCUGCGGUUCGCACACGAAGAGGGAAAGUAGGAUAACAUUGUCUGCAGGGUAUAUAAUGAAUGGUAUCUAUAUGGAAUUCACGUCGUGCACUACGACUCGGAAUAGGAUGAGGUAAGGCUACAAUGUCGUGCUGGCUGGUAAUAACAUGAGGCGGUGAGUAGGGAUGUACGAGCGGGACUGUAGGCGAUACAUAGUCAUCGUGUAAGAAACGGGAGCCGAAACCAUCAAGGUCCUCCA